Cottoperca gobio is the source of this 1954-nucleotide messenger RNA. RefSeq names its product Rho family GTPase 2 (gene rnd2). Gene Ontology annotation, biological process: small GTPase-mediated signal transduction. Gene Ontology annotation, molecular function: GTP binding; GTPase activity. The transcript is spliced from 5 exons. The record is from RefSeq and is a predicted model, not a curated record. The coding region runs from base 387 to 1091 and encodes 234 amino acids. Lineage: Eukaryota; Metazoa; Chordata; Actinopteri; Perciformes; Bovichtidae.
AAAUACCAUAGGAGACCAAAACAAAACAAAACAAAGGUCACUCUAAACUAUUUGUCCUGCAGACCCUUUAUUUCCCACAAGAGCAGCCUAUAACAGUUGAGUGAUGUGAAUGUGAAUAUUAGGAAGGCGUGGCCAGUCAUCAAACUGCUGGAGUUCCAGGGAGGGCUGUGCGCUCCUGCCUGUGGUUUCGGUAACCGACCAGUCAAAAGAGUCUGUCAGCAGGACCGGGAGCUGCGCGUACUGUAGGAAGGAAGGAGCUGGAUAAAGCGCACAGGGUCGGCGCAGGUAUUUGCUCAUUUUUCUUUCCCUGUCUUCUUUUCCGCUGCGUCUCCUAUGCUGGAUGCAAUCCAUCACCGCGUCAACAACACACCUCUGACGGACAAACCAUGGACAGUCUAGGCAGCCGCUGUAAGAUUGUGGUGGUCGGGGACACGCAGUGUGGGAAAACGGCACUCCUGCACGUUUUUGCCAAGGACUGCUAUCCAGAGAACUAUGUACCCACGGUGUUUGAAAACUACACAGCCAGUUUUGAGAUAGAAAAGCAUCGGAUCGAGCUGAAUAUGUGGGACACAUCAGGUUCCUCUUAUUACGACAACGUGAGGCCGCUGGCGUAUCCUGACUCAGAUGCGGUUCUCGUCUGUUUCGACAUCAGCCGCCCAGAGACUUUGGACAGUGUCAUAAAGAAGUGGCAAGGGGAGACGCAGGAGUUUUGUCCUAACGCCAAAGUGGUGCUAGUGGGCUGUAAGCUGGACAUGAGGACAGACGUCAGCACCCUGAGGGAGCUGUCCAAGCAGCGCCUCAUCCCUGUCACCCACGAGCAGGGCAGCACAAUAGCUCGACAGAUGGGGGCGGUGGCCUACGUAGAGUGCACCUCCAAGGUUUCGGAGAACAGCGUUCGGGACGUGUUCCACGUCACCACGGUGGCGUCAGUGCAGCGGCCGCACAAGCCGCAGCUAAAACGCAGCAGUUCCCGCAGAGGCUUGAAGCGAGUGUCACAGCUCCCCCUGCCACCCCUGCCGGGGCGGACUGAGCAAAUGGACGAGGCCCCCGCCAUGAGGAAGGACCGGGCCAAGAGCUGUGUGUUGAUGUAGAGACCCAUCACAAUAAAUAUAUAUAUAUGUAUAUACAUAAACACAGAAUUAUAUAACAGAGGAGGUCUAUUUAUUGUUUUUUGUUGUUCAUCUUUUUCUCAUAUUUAAAUUGUUUGCACUGCAGAGGAAGAACGAAACACUGCGGAAAGAAUUGCUUUGGAUUUUUUUCUUUUUUUUUUGCGUGUGUGCAUAUUUUCUAAGUUGUUUACAUAUUUGUGUUUUGAAAUGAUGGCAAAUUGGACUAACCCUCUGGACAAGAGGAAGCUGUGAUAGUGGAAAUGCCGUCUAGUCCCGGGUAUUAGGAGGAAUUAAUUUCCUGAAACCACACUAAUGGGAGGAUGGCACGGCGGAGAAGCGACAGCGGGGAGGAUGAAGUGCGUGUGAGGACCAUGUUGAAGCAGGAUGUCUGGGGGAUGAAGCUUGUUGUUUUCAAAGACAGUGUUGCUCAGUGAACAUAAGGACUAAUUCUCUCGCUGCACUGUCUGCAGUUGCUUCCUGUUGCCAUAUUUGAGAGGAAAUGUACAAUAAUGCUGAAAAGGGAUUCUAGUGAAUAGAUGAAUGAUGGCUCAAACCAAACAUUAAGAGCUGGAAAUGAGAUUAUGUAACACUGAAGCAUUGUGAAGGUGUGCAUUACUACCACAAGUGCAUUUUAGAAGAAGUCACAACAUAUCUGAUUUUGUUUUCCUCAUUUAACACAACGUUUCUCAUCAACUCCAACUGUUUCAGAUUCACUGAAGUUAAUGCUGUUGUAUCUAUUUUAAAGAUGUUUGUGGAAAAUAAAGUGGUAAAAUGUUAGGGAUUAUUUGUUUUCCUUUCACUAAAGUCUAAAAUAAAGCACCAGCUUGACUACAGGGAAAGGACGA